AUGGAUACCCCGGUAAGGCGCAGCCGGCGGCUAGAAGGCCUAAAGCCUGAAUCCCCCGAGGAGGCCUCCUCAGUUUUGCGGGCGCGACGGGCCAUUGUGGAGUUCGAGUCGAACCCAGAGGAAACGAAGGAGCCCGGGUCCCCUCGGAGUCCUCCCAGACAACCGGGCCUGAGAUCCCCCCGACGUCAGGCGGAAACUAGCCCAAGAUCAGCCAGUCCCCGGCAGGAUGUAGGACUGGGGUCUCCCCGAAGGCAGCCAGAGCCGGGUCCAGGGUCCCCUCAGCGUCAGCUACAUCCAGGCCUGGAGUCACCCCGAAGACAGCCGGAAUCGAGCCCUAAAUCCCCCGUGCUUCAGCCAAAGCCAAGUGAGGAGUCACCAAGGUUCUUCCAGCACCAGGGAGAACAGGACCCGGACCAGGGUGGACCUGACUCGGACUUGGCCCAGAGUAAAGAGGAGCUGGCCCCGGGGUCUCCCAGACAUCACCAGCAGCCGGGCCCAGGAUCACCAGAGCCGUCCCCAGGCCAGCAAGCGACAGGUCCGGAGCCCUCGCGUCCGCUACGGGAGCUGCCACCUCAGUCACCCGGCUCCCCCCGGGGUCAACCCGAGCCCUGCAAGCCAGCAACCCCGGCCGAGGAGACGAGGCCAGGCGGCGUAGGGGCAGAGAAGCGAAGAGGUUCUGCAGCCCAGGCCCCAGCGUCCAAAAGGUUGAAGAAGGAGGAGGAGCAAGUUCCGAUGAUCCCGAAGGGGAAGCCCAAGUCCGGGCGGGUUUGGAAGGAUCGCUCCAAGAAGAGGUUCUCCCAGAUGGUUCAGGACAAGCCCCUGCGAACAUCCUGGCAGAGGAAGAUGAAGGAGCGGCAAGAGAAGAAGCUGACCAAGGACUUUGCCCGGCACCUGGAGGAGGAGAAGGAGAGGCGCCGGCAGGAGAAGAAGCAGCGCCGGGCCGAGAACCUGAGGCGUCGCCUGGAGAACGAGCGGAAGGCAGAGGUCGUCCAAGUGAUCCGAAACCCCGCCAAGCUCAAGAGGGCAAAGAAGAAGCAGCUCCGGGCCAUUGAGAAGCGAGACACCCUGGCCCUGCUGCAGAAGCAGCCGCCACAGAGGCCGCAGCCAAGAUCUGACCUCAAGACGGCUUGA
Orycteropus afer afer is the source of this 1131-nucleotide messenger RNA. The record is from RefSeq and is a predicted model, not a curated record. NCBI's taxonomy places the organism in Eukaryota, Metazoa, Chordata, Mammalia, Tubulidentata, Orycteropodidae.